AUGGCUAAACCAAAAGUACUUUUCAUUGGAGAAUUAAAUCGAGAACUUGUUCAAUUCAAACAUUUCCAAUCCAAAUAUAAUUGUAUUUUUAUCCAACUCACCACUAGAGAACAAUUUAUUAAUGAUUUAAUUAAUAAAUAUCAUGAUAUUGUUGCAAUUUAUGGAGCUUGGCUUGGAUUUUUACCUAUUGGUGGAUUUAGAACUGUUAUUGAUUAUGUUCCUCGACUGUUAAAAAUAAUUGCUUUUUGUUCAGUUGGAUAUGAUCAUGAAGAUGCUAAAAUAUUACAACAACAUGGAAUUACUUUAACUAAUGUACCUAGUGAUGGAGCUGCAGGUCCUGUAGCUGAUUUAGUAUUAUAUUUGACAUUAACUAGUUUUAGACAAUUUCAUAUGUAUGGGAAUGAAUUAUUGAAAAAUCCUCAUACAGUUGAUUUAAGAUAUCAAUUGAAUCAAAAUGAUUUUGAUUCUCAAUCAGGUAAAGUCAUUAGUGGUGGUAGUGAUGGUGGUGUUGGUUCUGGGUAUGAUUUUGGUCAUUAUUUGAAUCAUCGAGCUAAUACUUCUCCAAGAGGUCAUAAUGUAGUAAUUAUUGGAUUUGGGAAAAUUGGUCAAACUAUUGGGAAAAAAUUAUAUGAUAUAGGAAUGAAAAUUAAUUAUAUUAAACGGAAUAAAUUAACUUCAUUACAAGAACAUAAUUUAGGUUAUCCAGUGGAAUAUUAUUCGAAAAUUAUUGAUAUUCCUCAAAAAAUUGAUUUAAUAAUUAUUGCAUGUCCAGCAACUCCAGAAACUUAUCAUUUAAUUAAUAAAACCGUGAUUCAACUGAUUAAAAAUCCAUUUAGAAUUAUAAAUAUUGGUCGUGGUACAAUAAUUGAUGAAAAUUCAUUAGUUGAAGGAUUAAAACUAGGGAAAAUCUUAUUUGCUGGAUUAGAUGUUUUCGAAAAUGAACCUAAAAUUCAUCCAGAAUUACUUGGAAGAGAUGAUGUUGUAUUAACUCCUCAUAUAGGAGCUUCAACUGUUGAAAAUUUUGAUUAUACUGCUGCUAAGGCAUUAGAAAAUAUUGAUCAGAUUAUUACUCAAGGUAAAUGUUUAAAUAGAGUCAAUUAG
Molecule: messenger RNA, 1101 nt
Organism: Candida dubliniensis CD36
Lineage: Eukaryota; Fungi; Ascomycota; Pichiomycetes; Serinales; Debaryomycetaceae
Product: glyoxylate reductase
Exons: 1
Coding region: 1-1101 (366 amino acids)
Cellular component (GO): cytosol
Molecular function (GO): NAD binding; hydroxypyruvate reductase [NAD(P)H] activity; glyoxylate reductase (NADPH) activity
Source: RefSeq, a predicted model, not a curated record